AUGACAAGCACUGAGUUUGAAACAGUUAGAAAGAUAGACAAUGAGACCAAGGUGGUUAGAAUAGGUGAUUUAAACGUAAGAUACUCAAAGAAAUACAAAAAAUAUUCUUUGUCAGACAUUUUAACACUAUCUGAAGGAAAGAAAGCACACGACUGGGUUAAAAAUGCUUCAACUCAGAAAAUUUUGACAAAAAAUCCUGAGCUUAUGAUAUCGGUAAGAUUCUAUGGAACAAGAGCAUAUCUUAUAGACAAAAGUCUUAUACCAGUAGUUUUGUUCUGGAUUGACCCAGUUGUUGGAUAUAAUUUCAUAACAUAUGGUUCAUUCGAUACGGAACGUUGCUGUGAAGGCUUACUUUACAUCGUUCAGAAACCGAAGGACUUCAAUACAAAGAGAUAUAAGAUAGGAAGAACAUUUAAUAUAACUCAAAGAUAUGACAGUAUAGUCAAUAGAGUUAAGGUUGCGUUUGUUAACGAUAUGAGAGCUGCU
Trichomonas vaginalis G3 is the source of this 486-nucleotide messenger RNA. Its product is annotated as organellar and viral DNA polymerase type B. The annotation marks the transcript as partial. The record is from RefSeq and is a predicted model, not a curated record. NCBI's taxonomy places the organism in Eukaryota, Parabasalia, Trichomonadida, Trichomonadidae. The transcript has a single exon.